This is a messenger RNA of Neocloeon triangulifer, 6028 nucleotides long. RefSeq names its product bridge-like lipid transfer protein family member 3B. NCBI's taxonomy places the organism in Eukaryota, Metazoa, Arthropoda, Insecta, Ephemeroptera, Baetidae. The transcript is spliced from 16 exons. The record is from RefSeq and is a predicted model, not a curated record. Bases 255 to 4139 code for a protein of 1294 amino acids.
CGCUCGAUUUUCGUAUUCCGCGGUCCGCGUUCUUUUGUCAGCAGGCAUGUAUUAUUGACCUCCAGCAGCACAUCAGCUGGAGGAGGUUCGUUUAGAUGUGCACUUGGAUGACUUUGGCUUGUCAACUCGUGUUUAAAUACAUCAAUUUUUCGCAGUCAAAGUCAAAUGCGCUGUGAUAAUUUUGUUCUGCUGCUAUUUGCGCCGAUCAGUUUGACAAUGUUUAUCCCGAAUUUGAGUCGCACAUAGCCAGAAACAUGGUGACUUUGAUAAAGAAUCAAAUCUUCAAACAUCUCUCGAGGUUUACGAAAAACCUUUCGCCGGACAGGAUCAACCUGAGCACCCUGAAAGGUGAGGGCGAGCUUACAAAUCUGGAGCUGGAUGAAAAUGUCUUGACGGACCUGUUGGAACUACCCAGCUGGCUCAGGCUUACGAGUGCCUGGUGCAACCGAGUUUGUUUUAGAAUUCAGUGGACGCACAUAAAAACUGUGCCAAUUGUAUUGAGACUGGAUGAGGUACAGGUUGUUAUAGAAACAUGUCCAGAUCUGCGUUCUAUGUCUGCGAACCAAGGCCUCUCCUCCAUGUCAAGUGGUCGAUACAGUUUCAUCCACAAAGUGAUAGACGGAAUGACCAUUACGGUCAAUGCUGUGCUAGUUACCUUCAAGAGUCCAGCAUUUGUAGCCUCUGUCCAAGUAUCUAGAAUAGUAGCAGAAUCAAAAACUCCUACGUGGAAAAGGCACGAUCUCCGAAUGACAAGAGUGAAAGAUACCGUUCGAGGUGAAAUUUUGCUCUUCAAGGAGGUCGAAUGGCAAACAGUGAGAAUAGAAGCAAAGUCAACUGAGAAUCCAACUCUAACUCCUCUCAGAUUACUAACUAAUCAGGCUAGAUGCAGAAUUACUAUUAAAAAGAGGUUGUCAGACUGUUUUGUGUUGGGAUCUCGUUUGGUUCUGAUUCUUGAGGACUUGUUGUGGGUACUUACCGACUCUCAGCUCCGAGCAGCCCUUUACUUUGUUGAGUCGUUAAGUGACCUGGUGCAGAAAGCAACCGACAUUAGCAGGAAAAGAAAGGCAGCUAGGAAAAUAGAGAUGCUUCCCGAGUAUCAAGCUUGGAUUUCGCAACAGGCCAGACAGCAAAAUACUAAGAAAAGUGCCAUCAGCAAAGUUUUCAGUCAGUGCGACGUGAUCGAAACUUCAUUCCAUUUUCUUUCCGAGCAAAUAGACCUUCACCUGUGUGACGAUGAGGGUGACGGCCGGUCUAGUCAUCCUCACUUAAAAGACGGUGGCGCCUUCCAGAUAAGGCUGCACCACUUCAAAGUGGACUUCUACCCUUACCACUUAUCUUUGAGUGACCGAAAGCACUGGCCCAGCUACGAAGAGGAUAUUCAUGCUCAGUGGCUCGAACAAACACUGUCUACAUUCACAGCCAAUUUCAUGGAAGCCAUGGACUCAGGUGCCAACACCCACACUCGUCUUUCGAGGGCCGAGCCACACGACGACUUCCGUUUGCCAGGAGCAAGGGGAAGCACCUCAUCUGACCCACAAAGUCCUAACGGACAAAAUGCGGUCAAAGAUUAUGUCGUCAGUCACUUGGCAAAGCUUAUGUCUUCCUGUGUCGUACUAAGACUUGAAGAUGUUACUCUUUACAAAGUAUCCACCACAACAAGAAAACAGGCGCCAAAGGAAUUCAUUUCGACCCGCCGGAAAAAAAGGAGAAACAAUAAGUCAGGCGACAAGGAACUAUACAAACUGCCUGACGAAAUGUCUCUUAUUCAUGCAGAAUUCACAUAUUUCUACUAUCCAGAUGACAUCCCAUUUCCACUGCCACCCCCUCAAUUUUAUGUGUACUGCAACCCAGUUCAAAUACAUUUUGAUAUGUUAACUGUUUUGUGGCUCCAAUCCUUCGGUCUCUACCUAUUAAGAACUUUGAGUGCUUUGACGGAGAAUGCUGCUGCAAACACUAACAACAAAGAUAUUUUCAACAUUGAUGUUCGCAUUGAAGCCAUCAUGCCAAGGAUAAUAUUGGCUGAAAGCGCAAGCCACGAAGGCGUCAAUUCUUCGAGGAUGCAAAGAGACCGUCCACAGUACCUUCAGCUCCAAUCUUCCAAAGCAACCAUUACCAAUAUCCGUUCACGAACCGUUGGGUCGAGGGCAGACUUGGCUACCUGUCUGAAUGAUCUUCAGCAAGGGGAACUUUUCUUCAACUCUGGUUUUCCCACAAAAGAGGGAGACAGGGCUGCUGUUGUUGAAAGACUAUUGCGGCACGUGAACGCAAGUGACAAUUUGAGGCGGUCGGCUGAUUUAUCGGAACUAACGCUGUCUGAACUAUCAGAAGGACUGAGUAGAGAGCUUUUCUGGGUAGAUGCAAAAGACAUUUGGUUCGUACAGCUUGACCCUGCUUGGGCAGAAUUCACUGGCAUGAAGUCCUCUCCAAAUAAACCUGUGCCACUUAUGGACGCUCUGCCUAUCACUCUCUGGUUGUGCAUGACUGAAAACAAAAACAUCCAUGCCGUUGCCCACAUCCCAAGUCUCGUCAGUGUCCAGCUGAAUCAUUACCAAUUCCUGUUUAUUUCGCGCCUCCUCGAUGAAGUUUCUGAGAUGACCACAUUCCUUCAAAUGGACUCGAAGAAGAUAACUGGCGAGGAUAGUGGUGUCAUUUGUGUCGGCGCAGCACUGCCUCAGGUUGAAGUUACGUUUGUGAUGCCUGCACAUAGUCAUGCAAAGGAAUCGUUUGACCUCGAUUCUGUCAUCCCAGACUCUUCUAGCCUAGCCGACAUUCCUAAUAUUCCCAUCACACCUCCCAAAAAUCCUUACGAGAUUAAAGAAACUGAUUCAGCCGUUAUCCAUGGAGAUGUGUUUUUUGAAGAAACCAGUCUUGUUGCCGAUGCCCCAACAGCAGAACCGCUCCCCGUUGAGAGUCACUCGUUUAAAAUGAGCAACUUCUCAACGUUCUCCAAAGGGCUGGCCAGUGGAUUUUCAACCCUUAUCACAUCUUUUGAUUCCACUAAGACCGGAGACGAUGGACUGGACAACAUGUCUGUUCGAAGUGACGGUAGCUCGGACAGUGAAAGAUAUGUCGUAGUCAAUCUAGAACAGCAGAACAGGACUGACAUUUUAAAUGCAAUGUUUGUCAUACCUGCUGCAAGCAGAGCGCCAAGACCAAUUAUCGAUGAGGCCAGUGAGGUGGUGGAAGAUCCGGACGAUUUGUCGCAGCAUUCUGAAAUGAGCAUUCUUAGACGUUCAGAUCCGGAUGAUCAAGAUAUGCCUGCAUGUGUACAAAUCGUGAGCGUAACAACUUUGAAACUCAGUCGAGUAGAGGCGAUUUAUCAGUCUCAAGGAUUCAAGUCGGCUCUUAGAGUUCAAUGCUCUGGGAUAUCAUCAGAUGAAUGUGGAAGCAUUCCUUGGGAUGAAUUUCAGAGCAAAUUCUCUUCACGCACACGAGCGUGGUGUGAUGAACGAGAAUUAGGCAGACGUUGCAGCAUUAAAGCUCGUCUUGAAAGAGCGCCCGACACUGAGCCCGAGCCGGACAUGUUCAAUAAAACUAAUGUGGAUAGUGUGAUUCGUCAAUUAUUCACGGAAAAUCUUGGUGCUGAAAUAUCCAACGUUAACUUGUCUAUGUCAUUGGUGUCAGUCUCUGGCUUAGCAGACUUGCUGAACGACGAAAUUAUGCCUAAACCAGUUCCAAUGGAGAUUUUAAUGGAAAAUGUCCAAUUGCACCUAAGUGAGGACCGAUCUGCAGUCAGUCAACUUGCGUCUGCGAACAACAUGCCUAUCAAUGUUUGCAUAUCAAAACUGAAAGUUUCGAGAACGGCGUCUGGAGCAUUUUUCAUUGAGCCAUCUGAAAACAGUGGAAGUUCAACCAGCCCUACCAGCACGCAAUUUGAAGUGGAAGUAGCAAGAAAAAAAGCAUCCGAGAUGACACGCGAAAACGAAGAACUGCGUCGGCGACUUCUGGCAGCUGAAAGGCUACAUGCAGAGGAGAAGAUGAAGCUCAGUUCUAAAAUUGAUGAGUUGCAAGGGGAGCGGAUGGCCUUGGAGGUUUCCUUAAGGAAAAUGCAACUCACCCAGGCCGCAACCCAAUCAUCAAACCAGUCUGCCACCCCUGCCAGUGCCAAAGCUAGCCAGCAAACACCCUUACGGAGAUAGCAGUGCUGUUUUGGCUGCACCGAGGCACAGAGUUAAUUUAUUAGCAGGUUCAAAAUAUUGUGACAGUUAAUCCAAAUUAUUUCUAUUCCUUGCUCUUGAGGUAUAGUUCUUGAAACCAUUUUUUAUAAUGAAUUAUCAUAGCCAGUGAUUUCGUUUAAUAUUAAUUAAGCAAUAUUAUUCAUGCAUUACAUGGAUAAGGAUCAACUACAACAGGCCUUCUGAAAAUAGCUUGUGAAAUCCUAUUAUUUAAAUCUUGAAGGAUUUCCUAUUACUUGCUAUUUAAGUGCGUGUUGCGGGUAUAGAUCCUUAUCAACUUCAAAAAUAGAGUGAUACUUGAUGAUAAAAUCCAAGAUUAAUUUUUAUGAAUUUGAAAUUAGUGAAGAGUAUUGAUAACUUCAAUUUAAAGUUUUGUGCAAAAAAUAUUUUUUUUGUUUUAUUUUUUAUUUUUUUUAUGUUAUACCUAUUAACUUAAGCCUUUUUUGAUAUGUCAUUGUUGACUUUUUUUUAAUAAAUUUAUGCAGGUACACCGUUUAUUUUCUUUUAGUUUUUCUAUGCAAUGCUGAAUCGCUCCUCGAGUUAGUUUGAUUAUUGCUCAAAUUUUAUUUUUUCUUAUUGCAAAUUAUUGGUUGGAAUUUUUCAAAAAAACUCUAGUCUUGCGAAUAUAUGAUUUAUAAUAUGCCGCUUUUAAAUUUGAUGCAAUAUCAGCCGAGAUAAUAUCUGACGUAUUUAAUCACCAUUAUUAAAAAAAUUGGCCAGCACACAUUUUGAUGGAAUUGCAAUUGAAUUAUGAAUGUUCCAAUUAAUAAAUAAUAAAAUAUGAAAUUCAUGUUCACAUAUAUAUAAGGAAAUAACUAACUGCUGGAAUCCUAUUUUUGAAAUUACCUGUGAUCUUAAAAAUUAUAUUUGUGUCCAUUGCGUUCUUCUGAUUUUAAAGCUAGCAAUUCUCACCUUGACACCCUAAAUUUUUUAUUUCAAUCCUUUAUAAUAACAAAAAUUGAUUUUGUGAAUUUGAAGCCAAAAAAUAUAAAUUAUAAUCAUUUCAGUAAAAAUUCUGUUCUGCAAUGCAGUGGGCUUCAUAAUUUAAUUUUACUGUUAACUUGUCAAUGCUCUUAACAUCACUAAAAAUUUUCUGUGCCAGUUUUCCGACUCGUGGAACACAAUAUAUAGGAGGAUAAUCACAAUAUUUUAUUUGUUACAAUGUGCGCCAUUUAUUUUCAACAUCAGUUGUUAUAUUGAUGAAUUAUAAAAUUGAACUAUUAUAAACCCAUUAAUCUGGUGCAAUAUGUAAUCUUCAAUGAAUUAAUGAUCUUCUAUUUCUCUGCGUUUAUUUACUAUUUUUCAAACUAUAAAAUAUCUUACACUAUUAAAAUGUUACAACACUUAAUUCUUUAAAAAUAUGGUUGCUUGAAAAAUUAAUUACUUUAUCUUUUUAAAUUACCCAAAAUUUGCAUUCUGCACUUGCUUUUUAGUUAAUAAAAUACAAUUAAAAUGCUCCGUGUUGCAUAAUAUAUUUAAUACAUGUGUGGACUUUGAAGAUAUUGCAAUUUUAAUAAUAGCUCAUGUGAUUAUAAUGUUUUGUACUUGACUCAAUUUUUGUGGAAAUCUUAAUACAUAUUGCAUUUUGAUUCCAUGCUGGCACAUGUUUGUUGAAUUGAAACUUCUGCUAUAUAUUACUGAAAUUUCCUGUUCAACAUUUUUGAUGUGGAGAAAUUAUAUCAUAAUUAUAAUAUAAAGUAAAACAAAAUAUGAGCACUGAACUCUUGUGAAUGAUUCCCAUAAUGUAAAGUUCAAUUUCAUUGUGGACUGUGGACGCACUGAGAUGACUUAUCCUGUUAAAUUAUAUAAUUCGUGGAAAAUAAAUCAAUAAAUUACUAUGAUUGUUAUGCAAA